Molecule: messenger RNA, 4704 nt
Organism: Pseudozyma hubeiensis SY62
Lineage: Eukaryota; Fungi; Basidiomycota; Ustilaginomycetes; Ustilaginales; Ustilaginaceae
Product: metal ion binding/oxidoreductase
Exons: 1
Coding region: 1-4704 (1567 amino acids)
Source: RefSeq, a predicted model, not a curated record
AUGAACGCUGCCCCAGGCAUCCGCCUACCUUCACGCUCGGACUUGAGGCACCCACCCAUCAGUUUCGGCUCCCUCUCUUCAUCAUCAGCAUCGGCCUCCUCUUCCACUCGCCCAAGACCCAAUCUCCUCGGCUCUGAUGGUUUCGGCAAGGUGGGUGCUCAACUUUGGGCACAGCGCGAAGACAGCGUCGUACGCAAUCGUCAAGGAAGCGUGCUCAAUCGUGGCCUCAUCCUCAAGACCGACCACUUUGCCGGUGGCGCCCGUCAUGCUCACCUCAACCUCCAUCUCCAAGGUGCUCCCAACUUUCGCAAGGCAGACUGCUCCCUCGAGGUGUACGGCGUAGCUCAGCCAACCAUCACUGGUCUCAAAACCAUCCUCUCUGUUUUGAACGCCCGGCCCACCAAGCAUACGAAUGGCACACAGGGUCUCGAACUACGCCUACCACCACAUGCAGCACCGAACGGAUCCACCUCUUCGCCCAACGUCAGCUCCCCUCUUAGCUCGCCUUCGCUUGCUCAAGGACCGGCUGCUUCUGCGGAAACCAACGCAGGCAGACCUUCGGCAUCUGAAAAGGUCCGAAGAUGCGUCUGGGUCUGCACCAGGGAGGAGCCCGUCAUCUACGUAGGUGGCAGACCGUUCGUGCUGCGAGAAGCAGAGCGUCCAGUCAGCACCUUUGAGCUGAGCAUGCGUGCCGACAACCUCGAAGCCAUCGAGUCUCGUCUCAAACAUGACAUUCUGCGCGAAUCGUCAAAGUACGGAGGCCUGGUCAUGGUGCACGAAGAGACAGCAUCAGGUCAGAUCGAGCCCACUUGGAUUGCCGUCGACGAAGCCUCCGUUCACACUGUGCGCGAGGUCUGGGACCGCGUCAAAUCAGAGGGCUGGCGUGUCGACUAUCAUCGCAUCCCGAUUGCCGAAGACCAGGCCCUCGAGAACAACUACUUGGACGCCUACACCCAGGUCAUCAAAGACCUCGAUCCAACCGAAACAAGUCUUGUGGCCAAUUGCGGUAUCGGCUUCACUCGAACCACAUUUGCCAUGGUGGCCGCCGUCAUCCUUCGAAGGAAGCAGAUGCUCCUCCUCGGCCACGACGAUCCCUUUGCCCCCCUCUCUGAACAGCAAAAGUCACCACUUCAGACGCCUGCGAGCGGCACGCCUCACUCCGGUGUCGCUCGCUCCCUUCGACAGGCAAGCGAACAGCAAGCGCAGAAUCUCUCCCUUUUGCGCCUCAUCCGUGUCCUCAACGUCAGUCUCUCGACCCGCGAUUCGCAGUCUACCAUCGAAAUCCUACUCUCCAACCCGGCAUUGCUCGAGUCGCUUCGCAAGGCCAACUCGGGUGACUACGGCAUCAUCAGACAGCUCGCUGGUCUCCUCGACGAAGGUCUCGAAAACAAGGCUAUCGUCGAUGUUGCCAUCGACUGCUGUGCUCACGUCACCAAUCUGCGAGAGACCAUCCUCUCUUCCAGAAUCCGAUACUCGACAGACGCGCUUGAUGAGGCUCAGGCCGCUCUCCAUCUCGAAAAAGCUGCCAAGUCGCUCGAAAAGUACUUCUUCCUCGUGGCCUUUGCCAGCUACGUCAAUGCCAGCAAAACGGCCACCUUCCAACACCGCUUCGCCAACUGGCUCAAAAAUCGUGCCGAGAUCUGGCGAGGAAUCCAGCUGAUCCGAUCCAAGGGUCGUCGUCUCUACUUCUUCGACCCAGUCGGUGACCUGCGUAUCCUCAGCGGUGGCAAAGCGGGCGAGCUUGUCGCCACUUCCGAGAAGCUUCAGAGCCGUUUCGGCGAGGUCUCUGGCCAAGGAGCACAGGUGCCCGGAGACGAAUUCGCUGAUUAUGUGAUCCGCAAUCGUGCAGGCAUUGUGUUGCGUCCCUUCACCCUUCUCAAAUGCGACAUCUGGCGCAAAUUCAUCGAGCGCAAUGCUGGUCUUCCCAUCCGCGGAACCGUCAACUUCCGCCGUAUUCCAGGCAGCAACAUCUUUGCUACCGGCCAACCGACCGUCGAUGGCAUUCGCAACGUCGUCACAGCUCUGCAAGAGCAUUAUGCGAGCAAGGCCGACGCAUCGAGCCAACCCACUCGCACCGUCACCUGGAUCAACCUUCGAGAAGAGCCGAUCGUUUACGUCAACGGCAAACCGUACUGCCUUCGUCAAAAGGGCAUGUCACUCCGAAACAUCAAAGCGUACAGCGGCAUCAACUGGGACCGUCUCCUCUUGCUCGAGGAUCGUCUGAAAAACGACGUUGUCAAUGAGCUCGAGUCUGGUGAAGGACGUCUUCUGCUGCACACCGAAACGUCGGACGGCACCGUCAUCCCCAUUUGGGAGGAGGCCUCUCCAUCCGAUGUGGAUACCGUUCAGGAUAUCAUGACGCACAUCGGCGCCGAUUUCAAGGACAAAGUUCAAUUGCGCUUCCGAAGGAUCCCCAUGACAGCAGAGAAGCCGCCCGACUUUUCCGACAUUAGCGAGUUGCUCUCGGCAGUGCUGCAAGCCAACGUGGAGCGAGAGCCCAUCGUGCUCAACUGUCAGCUCGGAAGAGGUCGCAGCACCAUGACCGCUGUUCUGAUCCUCAUGAUUACCAGAUGGCUUCAGCAGGGACAGAGGCAGCUUCCGGAAUCGAGACUGCACGAAAUUGGUGACCGUGGGGAGGACUCAAAGGAUUCAGACGGGGCCGUCAAUAGCUCGGACGGACUCCGACUUUCGGAAUCGGCUCAGGCUAGUGGCUCGGCGACGCCAGACGCACGCAACACUCUCCACGCCGACCUGCUCGACGAUGCUGUAGGCUCUGAAGCUACAGACAGCAGCCAGCUGCCCAAACGUGCUCCGCUCAGCUAUCACCUCAUCAACAGUCUGCUGCGUGUCAUUCCAAGAGGCUUGGAGGUCAAGAGGAUGGUGGACGAUUGCAUCGAUCAGUGUGCCACUGUCACCAACCUGCGCGAAGCCAUCGAGGAAGCUCGUCUCGCGGCCGAAGACACUGAAGACGAAGCGUUGCGCAAGAAGCGCAUCCAGAGUGCCAUCCACAACCUUCGACGAUACUUUUUGCUCAUCGUCUUUCAGUCGUACCUCACACAGACUCGCCCGGACUUGCUCGAAGCGUCUCCCAGCUUCCGAUCCUUCGUCAACCGUCAACCCGUUUUCGAGACCAUCGCCAAGGAAUUCGACAAAAUCGACAUCUCGACUAUCAUGCCGCUGCAAAAGGUGGACGCCAGCGACGGUAUGGCUCUCUCAGACGAGGUGCAGGACGUGGUCUCGCACCGCAGCGGAAGCAUCCUCUCCGCCUACACGAUGCUCAAGUCGGACUUCUUCAGCGGAAUCCUCAAGCUUGGCCUUCCGGAACGCAUCGAGGGCAUGCCCAACUUGCGCGGUGUCUCGCUGCUCUUGACUCCACCAAAUCAAACCAAUGGACCGAAUCAGCCUUCGACGCCAAUGACGCCGAAGACGCCGCUCAUGACGUACGGUCGCGAAACGUGGGGCUCGGGCAUGCCCACCGUGGACGGUCUGCGACGCGGACUGACGCGCAUGGGUGCGGCGCCCAAUGGGCCUGCCAAGGUGGUCUGGACGUCGUUGCGAGAAGAGCCUGUGCUGUACGUCAACGGCCGCCCUCACGUGCUGCGACUUGCCGAUCAGCCCAUCACCAACAUCGAGGCCACUGGCGUGACCACGGAUGUCGUGGAAGGGAUGGAGCUGGCGCUCAAGAACGACAUGCUCAAAGAGGCCGCCGAACGCGGUGGACGUGUGCUGCUACACGACGAAACCGAGAUUCGUCAGGGCGAGUUCGACAUCAUCCCCGUCUGGGAGACGGUCAAGGACGGAGAUGUGCUGACUCCGCGCGAGGUGUACGAGCUGGUGCAACGCGAGGGAUACAAGGUAGACUACGCUCGUCUUGCCAUCACGGACGAGCAGGCGCCGGUGCCUGCCGUCUUCUCGCAGCUUGAGGAGAGGGUGAUCACGGCUCUGCAGACCGGAUCCGCCUGCGUGUUCAACUGUCAGAUGGGUCGAGGACGCACGACCACCGGCAUGGUGAUCGCAUCGCUGGUCUCGACCGUGUGGCACUAUGGCGAUCAACUGGUUUCGAGCUACGAAAUGUCGGGAUCGAUGGUGCUUCCUACCUCUACAUCCAGCGAUGAAGCUGUAGCAGGUGCGCAGAUUGUCAAUGACGCCGAGGAUGAAGCGUUCGGUCAGCCGAAGGACAACCUGGACAACCGCGAGGAUGAUCUCCACCUGCAGGGCGAGUGGCGAACGAUCCUGCAGCUCGUCGGAGUGCUGUCCCACGGCAAAUUGGCCAAGAAGCUCACGGACAGGGCGAUCGACCGUAUGGAAGCGGUGCAGAACCUUCGCAAAGCCAUCUACGACUCGAAGCUGCGCGCCGACAAUGCAGAGCCCGGAACCAAAAAGCACAAGCACCUCAGCACAGUCUUCACCAACUACCUGCAGAGGUACGGAUACCUCAUCACGUUUGCCAAUUAUCUGUUGGAGAAGAGCGAGGCGGAUGGCUUUGAACCGCUCCUUCCGGCAUUGUCGAUCGACGAAGGCGAGUCGGAGAUGACGGAGGCGAGGUUGAGGAAGAGAUCGGAAUCGGUCUCUUCUCAGCUGUCGAGUUCGACGGCGUUUACGAGUUAUGCGGAUGGGAUGGGCAGGAGGUUCCCGUCGUUUUUGGGGUGGCUGCAGCCUAGACGAGAGAUUGGGAACAUUCUGGGUCGCGACAGGCUCGAGUAG